Molecule: messenger RNA, 2209 nt
Organism: Lobosporangium transversale
Lineage: Eukaryota; Fungi; Mortierellomycota; Mortierellomycetes; Mortierellales; Mortierellaceae
Exons: 3
Coding region: 223-2100 (625 amino acids)
Source: RefSeq, a predicted model, not a curated record
GUUCACUUCUCUUUGUACCUCUUUCUUCUCUUCGCUCUAAUAAUCACACAGUCUUUCUUCAAAAGCCAUUUUCCCGCGUAAAAAUCAUAAACACUUCCUUCGAAAUCAACCUUAUUGAAACGACUCUGCUUUGUAUCUCUAAAAAAGAAACGAACUCGUCCACCUCCACACAACCCUUACACUUUUUUUUGUCUUCCAGUAAAUUAAUAAAAAAAGACAGUCAUGACUAAAGAGGAAACUGCAACAACUCAGGUCGAAGCGACCGAGGCUGCCGAGGCUACCGCCGUUGCCAAGUCUAAUGCUUCUGCCACAAAGUCUGAAGAAGAGGAGGAUAUUGAUAUCGAGGGUGGAUACCUUCAAAAGCGUGGCACGAACCCUCUGCAUCCUUGGAACAAGCGUUUCUUUGCUUUUGGAACUGAGCCUGUCAGUCUCGAUAACCUCAAGACUGUUCAUAAGCGCAACGAACGUCGCGUCAAGAAGGUGCCUGCACCCGCACCAGCAGCCGAGGCUCCUUCAGAGGUCGCAGCAGGGAAGGCUCCUGUAAAGGAAGGCAAGGAUGCUGAGGAGACGUCUAAAGAUGUUGUCGCUGCCACCUCCACUCCCCCUCCAAAGACUGUCGAGGAAGUGUACGAAGAAGCAAACAGGGAUCUUCUUGUCAAUGUGGCCCAAGCCAACACAAAGGGAACAGGGCUGCUGUACUACCACAAAUCAGAUGAUGAACUUCAUCGUCAGAACAUCCUCGGUAUUAUCAACUUGAGGGAUGUCAACUCUGUCGAACGUGUUGAAAAGUCGAGCAAGAACCGAUCAUUUGUAGUCAGCACCAAGAACCGCGACUAUCACUUCUCCGCAGAAUCACCUCAAAAGGCAAAGGGGUGGGUCAAGGCCAUCAAAGAAAAGGCGGACGAGGCCAAGUCAGAGCCAGAUCCUUACGCCAGCCCUCAGUUCCAGGAGGUUUACAAGAAGUUGGUCACCAGAGAGGCAUUUGAGCAUGCCAAGAACUCUGCUGCCAUUCUUUCAGAUAAUGAGAUCAAUUCGGACGGUGAGCCAGAUGACAUUGAGAUUGAGAAUGGCACUCCAAUUGUCAAGAAGCGCAAGUCUUUCUUUGGUUUCUCUGCUGUUGCUACCAGCCACGAAAAGAAGAAGGCGGAUGGCGUCACGAGUGAGUUGAAGACCGAGAAGAAGCAGGAGCUUACACAUGUCCAGGAAGGCGAGGUUGACGCACUCAAGACUCACGAGUCCGAAAAUGCAGUCUCCCAUACCACAGAUGCUGUUGCUGCUCCAGCUGAGCCUCCCAAGUCUCCCAAGGCCAAGAGCGGAGGAUUCAAGCUUUUUGGAAAGAAGUCCCCUAAGACUGAAGAGCCACCAGCCGCCCCUGCUCCAGUUGAAAAUCCCUUGGACGUAGACGAAGCUAAGGCCCAGGCGCUGAAGGCUGUGGAUGAUGCUGUGGAGGCCAGUAAGGCUAAGGCUGCUGAGGCAAAGGCCGACAAGCCCGCAACCCCACCAGCGCCCGAGAAGAAGCCAAGCUUCUUUGCUGGCCUCUUCCAAAAGAAGCCUGCUCCCCCACCUCCCGCACCUGUGGUCCCCACUGAAGAGACUGUUGUAGUGUCAUCUGAGAAGAACUUGUCGGAAGUCGUCACUGCUGAGGGCGCAGUGACCUCGCAGUCUUCUGGAGGCUUUUUCUCGCGCGUGACCAAGAGUAAGGACAAGAACGAGGUCGAGGUCAAGUCUGGAGAAGUUUCAACCGAGGAUGUCAUCAACGCAGAAGGAUCCACACAUGUGGAACAUGUCGAGGGCACUGACGCUAGCGUUGCCAAGAACGCCGACGGUGAACAGAAGGUGGAUCUUUCUACAACUGACGAGACCAUUACUACGGCUGAUAAAACCGAGAAGAUCGAGCGCAAGCCAUCGCUUCUCAAGAGGCUCAGUGGAGCAGUGCGAGCUACCAUUACCACAGCUGCAGGUGCGGAGGAAUCUGUUGCCGCCCCAACUGAGAAGACCGUUGAGGAAGAGACUGAAGCUGAGGCUGAGGCUGCACAGGAAGAAGCUGUUGAGGAAACUAAGGUGGCCGAGGCCGCCAAGCCCAUCGAGGUCGCAGCUUAAGUUGUAUGCCCUUCUAUCAUUCGCUUUGUAUAUUCUGAACAUAUCCCUAUUUACUACCAACAGAAAAAGAGAAAGGAAAAGAAAAGAAAAGAAAGGAAAGACGAAGAAG